AUGCCAGCAAGAUCCAGUGCUCAGCUGGCCUGGCUCUGCAUUGUCACUGUGUCUGUGGCAAUCUACCCAGCGCUGCUGCAGAAGCCUCCUAAAAGAAGGACACUCAAUGGGAAUGCACAGUCCAAGUUGACAGGCUGCUGUGACGAGAUUAAAGAGCUCAAGCUGCAAGUAGCCAACCUGAGCAGAAUGCUGCAGGAGCUGAGCAAGAAGCAGGAAGGUGACUGGGUGAACGUGGUCAUGCAAGUGAUGGAGCUGGAAGGGAGCACCAAGCAGAUGGAAUCCCGCCUCAUUGAUGCUGAGAGCAAAUACUCCGAAAUGAACAACCAGAUAGAUAUCAUGCAGCUCCAGGCAGCUCAGACGGUCACGCAAACUUCAGCUGUAGAUGCUGUCUAUGACUGCUCUUCACUCUACCAGAGGAACUACAGGAUCUCUGGGGUUUACAAGCUACCUCCUGAUGAAUUUCUGGGGAGUCCAGAGCUGGAGGUGUUCUGUGACAUGGAGACAGACGGAGGUGGCUGGACUAUCAUCCAGAGACGUAAAGUUGGUUUGACGUCUUUCAAUAGGGACUGGAAGCAGUACAAAGAAGGAUUUGGCAAUAUUCGGGGAGAUUUUUGGCUGGGAAAUGAGAAUAUCUACCGACUUUCGAGGCGCCCCACUGUUCUGCGAGUAGAGCUGGAGGACUGGGAUGGCAACAUACGCUAUGCACAAUAUAAGCAGUUCACCCUGAGCAAUGAAAUCAACAGCUAUCGCCUUUUUGUGGGGAACUACACUGGCAACACAGGGCGGGAUUCCCUCAGGUACCACAACAACACAGCCUUCAGUACGAAGGACAAGGACAAUGACAAGUGUGUGGAUGACUGCGCCCAGUUCCGCAAAGGUGGAUAUUGGUACAACUGCUGCACAGACUCCAAUCUGAAUGGGGUUUACUACCGAAAAGGAGAACACACCAAGAACAUGGAUGGGAUCACCUGGUACGGAUGGCAUGGAUCAACCUAUUCCCUGAAGAGAGUUGAGAUGAAGAUCCGGCCAGAGGAUUUCAAACCAUAGAGAGAACCAGUAUUUGUUUGUACAGUUUCCUUAUGCUACUGCACAGAAGGUGGGCAAUGAACUGCUCAAAAUCAGCCAAAUAAUAGUUCAUCUCAUCUAGUAUGUGCAACAGCUACAUACUGGCUAUGUGCACACACAAACACUAAGGCACAUUAAGCACAAGUCACUGCCAUUCGUGUUACCAGGGCUCAGACUUAUUUCCUCCUCUUCAGACUCUUUCCAAAGGGAAAAAAAUGCUGUGUUAGAAUAGGUUAUAACUGAAUGCACUUCCAGCACCUUCAAAAAACCUACUGGUGUGUUUUCACUAGCAUUGUGGCUAGUGGGUUGCCUUAGUGUUAACCAGCCAGGCAGGGACUCUAUAAAGAAAGCCUCCCUGUUGCCACUUCUUCAGUGUGUAGAGUAAGCAUUCCUAACUGCUUCCAAAAGAGACUCAAAUCACAACAACAUAUUCAAGAUGCACCUUUCUUUAGAGUAUAAUAUGUGAUUUACAUUCACAAAGAUGAAAUAAUGAAGCUCAAAGAUUUUGGAUUAGUUAGUAUUGUCCAAGUUCUCUUCUUUUUACUGCCAUCUCCUGCUGCUGCAUCAAGUAAGCCCCACAGAGGGCUGCACUCAGCAGAUAAUAAUCCUGAAGAAAGGAUUUCUCCCAUAAGCUCUGUGAUAUUUAUUCCUAUUCACAGAUGACCUAAAAGCUGAUAAACUAGAAAGCAACUUUCAGGGCUGCCACCAAAUUAUGCUCAGGUUAGAGCAUAAGCGUGCUGUACGUCACUAAGACUAAGAGAGAACAACAGAUUAGCAAAAGAAGUCUAGACCUGGCCAUCCAGCUGAAAACCUCAACUCCAACACUUAAAACCACUGUAUCCAUAAGCAAAACACUAGUACACACCAGAGAAUCCAGGAAUGAUGUUAUACAACACACAGAGAAUGCUUCUCCUUUACAUAAUGCAGUGUUAAAAAUAACAGAUAAAAAAAAGAAAGAGACCACUCCUGUCACCAUGCUGUUAUUUGAAUAUGUUGGAAAAGAUACUUAUCCUUAAUAUAUCUAUUUUUAUUCACCUUAAAGAGAGUUUCAAUCUAAUUUAAACUGUUCAGUGGUGUGUGAAAUGGGAGUUACUGAUGUCUUGGGAAUUGCCUUACAUGUGUUUGACUAU
Melopsittacus undulatus (budgerigar) is the source of this 2195-nucleotide messenger RNA. It is a transcript of the gene ANGPTL7, whose product is annotated as angiopoietin like 7. The transcript has 5 exons. NCBI's taxonomy places the organism in Eukaryota, Metazoa, Chordata, Aves, Psittaciformes, Psittaculidae. The coding region runs from base 1 to 1047 and encodes 348 amino acids. The record is from RefSeq and is a predicted model, not a curated record.